Lachancea mirantina is the source of this 1215-nucleotide messenger RNA. The record is from the annotation of a GenBank genome assembly. NCBI's taxonomy places the organism in Eukaryota, Fungi, Ascomycota, Saccharomycetes, Saccharomycetales, Saccharomycetaceae.
AUGAGCACUGCCGCAGUAAGCAGUUUACCCUUGAACACCCACGAAAGUGGUAUCAAGCCGUAUUUUGAGCAAAAAAUUCAGGAAGUGGAGCUCAAUAUUAGAACCAAAACGCAGAACUUGAGGCGGCUGGAGGCGCAAAGAAACGCCCUGAAUGACAAAGUAAGAUUUAUCAAAGACGAGUUGAGACUGCUACAAGAGCCUGGGUCUUAUGUGGGAGAAGUGGUCAAGGUCGUUUCGGACAAGAAGGUGUUGGUCAAGAUUCAGCCCGAGGGCAAAUACAUUGUGGACAUCGCAAAGGAUAUCAACGUCAAAGAUCUCAAACCAUCGCAACGAGUAUGUCUCAAGAGUGACUCUUACACAUUGCACAAGAUCCUGGAAAACAAAGUGGACCCAUUGGUGUCGCUGAUGAUGGUCGAGAAAGUGCCAGAUUCUACGUACGACAUGGUAGGUGGGCUCACGAAACAAAUUAAAGAGAUCAAAGAAGUCAUUGAACUGCCCGUCAAGCACCCAGAACUGUUUGAAAGUCUCGGAAUAGCGCAGCCCAAGGGUGUCAUCCUCUAUGGGCCUCCCGGCACGGGUAAAACUUUACUUGCACGUGCUGUGGCGCACCAUACGGAUUGCAAGUUUAUCCGUGUGAGCGGUGCCGAGUUGGUCCAAAAAUAUAUCGGUGAGGGUUCGCGAAUGGUUCGGGAACUGUUCAUCAUGGCCAGAGAGCAUGCGCCUUCUAUCAUUUUCAUGGAUGAAAUCGACUCGAUUGGGUCCAGUCGAGUCGAAGGAAGUUCUGGAGGUGACUCAGAAGUGCAAAGAACCAUGUUAGAACUAUUGAAUCAACUGGACGGGUUCGAAACUUCCAAAAAUAUCAAGAUCAUCAUGGCCACAAACAGACUCGAUAUUUUAGAUCCCGCGCUUCUACGUCCUGGUAGAAUCGACCGUAAGAUCGAAUUCCCACCACCAACGGUCGCUUCACGUACCGAGAUUUUACGUAUUCAUUCUCGGAAAAUGAAUCUAACGCGCGGCAUAAACCUCAAGAAAAUCGCAGAGAAAAUGAACGGCUGCUCCGGUGCAGACGUGAAAGGUGUAUGCACAGAGGCCGGUAUGUACGCGUUGCGCGAGAGGCGAAUUCACGUCACUCAAGAAGACUUUGAGCUUGCUGUUGCCAAGGUCAUGAACAGAAACGACGAAACUGCCAUUUCCGUCGCUAAACUUUUCAAGUGA